Molecule: messenger RNA, 6905 nt
Organism: Manduca sexta (tobacco hornworm)
Lineage: Eukaryota; Metazoa; Arthropoda; Insecta; Lepidoptera; Sphingidae
Product: NCK-interacting protein with SH3 domain
Exons: 9
Coding region: 263-2125 (620 amino acids)
Biological process (GO): endocytosis
Molecular function (GO): Arp2/3 complex binding; protein binding
Source: RefSeq, a predicted model, not a curated record
AUGAAAUGUAAUAAUCAUUAAUAGAUAAGUACCUCAUAGUUUUUUAGCGCAAUAUAUAAAAUGUAAUCAAUUGCCAGAAAAUAUUUAAGAAUUGUUAAUUCCGAAUUGUUAAAUGUCAAUGUCAACUGUCAAAAGUAGAAAUGGUUUCGAUAUUUCGUUCGGUUUCAAUAAAAUGUGAAAAUACAACAUUAUUUUGUUAAAUUUGCAUUACACAAGCGUUUAAUGUAAUCCGAGUAUCAGUAUAAAAUAUAUUCUUUCAACCAUGGCAGACGGACAAAACGGUUUAAAUAAUGAGUACGAGAUGCUGAAGGCCAUGUUUGACUUUGAAGCGACAUUGGCUAAAACACUUAGUUUCUCCGAAGGCGAAUUUUUUUACUUGCAACAGACUAACACUAAACAGCGUAACUGGUGGCAUGUUGUUAAUAAAAAAGGUCAAGUCGGAUUCGUACCCUCUAAUUACGUGGCUACAGUCAAGGUGGAGCCGGAGUACUUUUUGUCGUUUCUGAACGAUUGCAUUCAAAAUUUAAGUGAAAACAAUGCAAUGUCGCAAAAACAAGAAUUAUUGAUUAGAUUGAAUGAGAAGAGGAAACAAGUUCAGAUGUCUAUAAAACCACCAAGUAAGAAGCCUCCCGCUCCAAAACCACCACCGCGUCUUGAUGACAGCACACCACCGAAUGGUGUGUCACCCUCGUUUGAUCUCAGGCCAAUAGUGUCACGGCAGCAUAUCUCUGAAGAACGGGAAGUAAUGCAAUCUCCAUCAAAAUCAGCCAAUAAAACUGCUCUUAGAGAAAAUUGUGAAGUUCAACAAAAAUUGCCCAUUGGUAAGACCUCUAAUCAGCUGUCAUCGGAUACUGAUAACCAAGAUGACAGCCAGGACAGUAGUGAAAGCAUCAAGCCAAAUGCUAUUUAUGAAAUUGUGCAAGCUGUGCGUAAAGAAACACAGCUCAGCCAUGACAUGUCUAAAGUUGCCGUUGAAACUGUGCUGAUCUCUUUGAGAGAGUUUCUCCCUGGAGGUGCUGCAAGGUCCAUAAUAGACGCUCUUCUUCGUGAAGCAAAUAGUAACAUAACUUGCCCUAAAAACGCGAUAGACGCGGCCCCCGAUGCACUGCGAAUGAUGACGGCUCUCAACGCCCUCUCCAAAGCAGCUAAUGACGCACAACAGAGGGGCUGGGCUUUACACGACGAUGCCCAUGAUAUACAAACACAGUUGCUUGAGCUCAUCUCUGUGAUGUCCAAUGCUGAUGUCAACAUCUGUCAGCAUGUAUUGAGCAGCCAUCGCUAUGCUUAUGUCACGACCUUAGUGCAAUAUUAUCAAAUGGAGACCAGGUGGCCAUUACGUCAAUUGCUGUUACAGGCGUUUGGCGUAAUGUGCGGAUUAGAACGUACAGCUCUAGCGACUUUGGCUCUGUCAGCCCUGCCAGCAGAAAUCGCCAGAGAUAUGCGUGACAACCCUCGCGCGGUCAGUCGUCUCUCCCACUCGGCUCUACUGCUAUCUAUGGUUUUGUCUAUGGGAGACAAGCUGCCUGUUACUCAUUUCGAACAACUUGGCAUAGAGUUUGCCCAAUUUCUCUUAGAAUUGUUGGAAAAUCCACCAGAGACGGAUGUUGACGAACAAAUACCAGACCUUUUCUUAACUUUACUGCUGGCCUACAAUCUACAAUUCGAGAAUCCCUUCGACAAUAUCCUGCUAAAUGCUUUAGAAACGAGGGAUAUAGCAAAAACGUUUUGCGAGAAAAUUUUGUUGCUGCUAAAUCGUGAAGAGGAUCCAGUGCACAUCUUCGAUCACGAACCAGCGCCUGCGCAUUCGGUACUCAAACUAGUGAUUGAUUUGUUCAGUCGAAAGAAAACCGCUGAACAUUUUUACACUAACGAUGUGAAAGUCGCGAUCGAUAUUAUCGUGAGGCAGCUUGCCGACCUUUCGCCCGGAGAUACGAGACGGCAACAAUACCUGAAGAUAUUGCAAGGCAUCAUCCGCAACACGGAGUACGGCGCGCACCUGCACCGGCGCGACGACCUGCUGCGCUGCUUCGCGCGCAUCUUCUGCGAGGAGAGCGACGGCAGCCGCGACGACCAGGCGCUGGUCAGGGCCAUCUCCAACGAGUUCCCGCAGUACUUCAAGGCUUAGGUAUUAAUUGCAACUGCGGGUAAGGUAUUUGAAGUCUGUUACGGAAAAUAUGAAUACGUAGACUUGUUAAGUGUAUUCCUUACAACAAAUUCCAUUGGAUGGUGUCCUCUGGCGAUAUCAGCCGAAGUGACCUGCCAUGCUGUCUAUGAUCAGGUCAGGAAAUAUGAAGCCCCAAGAUGCUAACUAAAGCCUACUUAUGUACACAUCGUCUCACGAUGAAGUGUAAGUAUAUUUUUUCGUUGGAUUGUCAAACGAGACCAACAGAUUUUGGUUAUCAAUCUAGCAAGAAGUCAGCAGAGUCUAUUAAACAAUCAUUACUGUUUUUUGGGAAAACUGAGAUACCAGCAUGAGAAAUGAUGUCCUUUUACAUAAAAUAUGUAACACAUUUAUCUUUGCAUUUUUUUCAAUAUUUCAUAUAUAUAUGUCCCACACCACGGGAAAAUAUUACAUUGUUUACAAUGAGUAAAAAGAGGUAUUCUAUGGGUCAUCAUUACAUCCCUAAAUCGAUAGAGAUUAGUGAAUAAUCGAAUUCUUGAAUGUAUUAUUAAAAUUGUUAAAGCAAUAUAUUUUCAUUAUAUUCUGAUGGCUCUAACUUGGUGCAAAUUUAUCUAUUUAAAAUGUGUUUAUGAAAUAAUAUCUAGUUAUAUUUAAGAAUCCGUCACACCAAAAUCAAAACUAAACAUUUUUUUUUUUAAUUAUGUAUAUUAAAAAAUAAAUCGCAAAAAUGUUAUUCAUAUUCAGUGGCACAAGGGUAGCCCAAUUAGGGUAUUAGUUUAUAGAAUAAAGAGUGAAAUUCAUGGCUAAAGAUCUCUAUGUAAACUUGUGAUUGAUUGCGAGUGUAUCUAUAAAAUGCAAUUUUAUUUUAGUAGAAUAGUUGGUGAAAGUGACAAAAUAAAAUUGUGAAAUUUACCACCACUCAUAUCUUAGGUGUAGCAUUUAAUUUUAUUAGUUUGCAGCUGAUUUAUUAUAUUCCUAGUUUUAAGCUAUGGCACAUUUUUAAAUAUUACAAAUACAUGUGCAUGGUAGAUUUCGAUUAAAUGUAUUCUCCAGUGAAUAUUUAAUUAUCAAAUUAUUACAUCUCUAAAUAUAUAAAGAUGCAUGAUAAUAGAUUAUAUUAAUACUAUGUCGAUACUGCGAUCCAGUUUCGUCACCAAUACUAUCUCUUAAUAUAAGAACUCAUUAGUUCUUUGAAUUGUAAAAUCUGCAUGAAAUGACCACCUUAUUAGAGGCAAACAUGUUUAAAAGUUUAGUAUUUUGUCUCUUUAACUAUUAAAUCAUUUAAUGCAAGUGACUAGAAAUAUUAAGAAAUAUAAAAAAAAGUAUGCCUUUAAAUCUUAUAUGAAAAUAGUUUGAUUAUUGAAGCUAUAGUAGUUCCCUAAAAAUCACGAAACUAUCGCACUAAUGUAAAACAUUGUUUGUGCCAUAUUUAUUUGUACCAAAGAUUAUUUUAUAUUUUUUUGUAAUCAGAAACGUCUUGUUUAGUAAUCAGUCAAUUAAUCUGCUUUAAAAAUCUCCGAUCCAGCAUCUCACGCAUUUAUUUACAUUCCUCGUUAAAACACUAUCAGUAUUAGACGGCCUAAAUUUGCUUUUGCAGUGUAGUGUUGCGUAAAUAUUAUUUUUCUGAAAGGGAAAAAUAGCUAGAAACUAAACUCGAGUAUAUUAACGUGGCUUACACGGUAAAAGCCGCGUUUUAUCGCAGCUAGAAAAUAGUAAUUUUAUUCGUUCAAGACUUGUUUGUGCUUUGUAGAUAUCAGACACGAUUUGUUAAUGAUUUCCUCGCAUAAAUACAUUGUAAACGCACAAUGAUUUUGACUUACCUCUUAAUUCAUUGUUUACGCGAAUGUUAGACAUUAAAAUUAAACAAUUUUUUCGGAUUUAUAUUUUAAUUUUCUCACGACGUUACGAAGACUUUGCAACCUUCGUAGUCACAGGGCGGAUUCUCAAAACGCGAUAAAAUCCGAAAAAUAAUUUAAUUUUAAAUACCUUUUUAUAUUUUGCAUAAAGUCUGAAAUUCAUCUUUUUCACGACUUGUCGUUCUUCGUGCAAUGAUAUUAAUGCAUAAUAAAAAUAUAGAAUACACGUAAUGCAAUUUUUUGUAUUCCUUAUUUAAUAGUAAAAUUAAUUCAUAAACCUGCAUAAUGCUCUCUUAUUAAUAUAGAUUGGACGAUUGAUGUCAUAGUUGUAUUUAGUCCCGUAUGUAUUGCUUGAAUCAAUUAAUUACAAUAUGCCGUUAUUGUCAGACAAGUAAUUAAUCGAGUGUGCACUGCAGCGAAAUAUGAUGCUACAUUUGGCCUAAUUUCAGUAUUCUGAAUUAAUAUGAAAUGGAGACGUACUUAUUAAAACAGAUGCAAUAUUUUUGCUAGUCGACGUUGAUUAUACUCAGAGAAUAUAAAAAUAUUGUAGUUUAUUGAAAAUUAGUGGAUAUUUUUUUAAAGUUUAAAACCAUCUCACGAUGUGACCGAUUUAUUACACUUGUAGCUGUGAAUCUUCAUAAAUUGUAGUUUUGUGUAGAUAUAAUAAAUUCUCGAUAGACACAUGUUAAUAGUCAUAUACAUAAUUAUAUAAUGUUUCAUCCAAAAUUAUUGAUGAUUGCUUGUAGUCUAUUCCCAUGUUACUCAUCGACCAAUUCUCAAAGUGUAUAGAUAAAAGUAAAUUCUUAAAAAUUAUAAUAUUAUUCAUCUUUGACAUUUUAAAUGUUCUUAAAUGUAUCUACAAUAGUGUAAUUAUAGUCCGAAAUCAUAUUUAAAAAUCGAUCUUUACUGAUACUAAUUGUCUGUUCAACUUUAAAGUGAUAAAAAUAAUAUCGAAAAAAAAAUAUUUAUAAAAUCAGAACAAUCUAGAAAUAUGAAGUAGAUAUUUUUAUUACUUUAAUGUUUCUUUAAACACAUUAAAAAUUAAAUGUAUGUAAAUACACAAAAUUAGCAAGUUCACGAAAUUUACAAUCAAUAAAUAUGUACUUAUUAAAAUUGUUAUUAAUCAUAUUUCAAUAUUUGAAAGUUAUUCAUUGAGAUAUAUCAUAUAAGAAAUUAAAUAUAAUAUUAUAACACUGUUGGCCUAAAAUUUACAAAUGUGCAACAGAUUUUCGUUACUCUUUCUUUGAAAAGGUGCUCAAAAUUGCAGCCAAAUUGUAAUGAUAUAUUAUUUAAAUGUUUGUCCGUAGUCUUUAUUAUGAUAUUGUGUAGUUAUUGUAUAAUACUGCGAUGAAUAUUUUGAAUGACAGUUUUACAUCGACGCAUCGUUCAAUAUUUUACUUGAUAUGUUACUGGUAAUGUGACCUACGAAUGUCGAUUGCCUAGGUGGCAUAGUUGUAAUGCGGACGCGGUAUGAGUACGACUACGGUGCUUUGGUCCUGGGUAUAUAAUUGUGGUAAAAUAAGGUAUAAUAGGGUAUUUGACUUAGUUUUAUUUAUAACUUUUAUAAAAUAUGUUCGUCGUAUAAAUUGUAAAACAGAAGAAUUCAUUGAAAUUAUAAAGUAGGAGUGAGUGUCAAAAACGAAAAGGGGACGAAAUACUUGCAUGUGACGUCAUCGGGAAUUACGAUGCGUGCGAAAGAAAGAGAUGGAGCGACAUCCCCACUUCGCGCCCACUUCGGCACGUAGCAAUAUUUGAAAUAACUGCCUCAUUUAUUAUUGAAUUUUAAUUCUGUUUUCACUGCAGGACAAAUUUUUGUACGAAUUGCUGUUACAUAAUAAAAAUGUACAAAACCAAACACAGUCAAAUACGUUAUUGCAACUGGGUUUUUCCAUUUUAAAAAUUACUCAGUCGCAGCUCCGAGUCAGGAAGUUGGUGGUGUGAUACCGAAGUCAACGGCAACAUGAGGCCUAAUUUCCAUCCCAUGCUGCCGUCCAUCCCGAGGAUCACCACAGUGUGUGAAAUAUGUACAACGUACACUAAGGAACCCCUCAAUGACCCUUAUUAGUCGCCUCUUACUACAGGCAGGGGAUACGGUGGUGGAAUUCCCUAAAUGCCUCCAAUUCAUAGGGCAGUUGCCUGAUUCAGUCUAACCUAACUUCACAUCAAGGGUGUAUCUAGUUUCCACAAUUUCACUCUGGUGGACAGUUGUCCUUAUUGUAUACGUCAAUGGGAUUACAGAAAAUUUAAAUUAUUUAAAUGAAGCUUCAUGGUUCAUCGGGUAUGUUAUGGUCAUAAAAUAAUAUUGUGCGCAUUAACAGUAACAUACAUAUCAAUUUUGGAAAAAUAUUAUUUGAGCAUAUUUUGUUUGUAGAUUAUAAUUGAAAUUAUUUAGACAUGGACUGUUUUAGAUAUUUUCCCAAAAUAAUCGAAGAUUUUAUUUAGGUAUGUAGUAUAUUUAAGUCUGUAGUUUGUCGCAAUUUUUACAAUAGCAGUUAUGAAGUGUGUGUUUAAAUAUUUCUUAAUGAAAUUGCCUUUAUUAUUGAUAAUUAUUAUGCUUUUAGCUAGUGACAGGCGGUGAUUUUCCUUGUUUAAUUCGAUCGAAAGUAGACUUAAAUACCAUAAAAAUGUGGUUUAUAUUGUAUACGUAUAUAAAACUGCUACUGUGCGAUAUUCAUAUUAAAGUUGAAUUAGAAAGCUCUUUUCAACAGUAACAAGGGUGAAUGAGACAAAAAUUUUAAGGAAUAUGCAUUAAAUUGUGUCCAAUUCUAUACAAAAAAUGUUUUGUGAGAGACAGUAUUUACUUUAACCCAGUUACUGCUACACCACAGAACAUCUCACAGAAAAUCAGUCUGUCACUUAUGCUAUUUAUACUCUUUAGAAUGAAGGUUGUCAAAAUAUUUAAUAAAGAUAAUAUCAAUAUACCAUUA